ACGUGUAGCCUAUACCAUUAGCCGAGGUAGCCAAUCUCUGUUUAGGGAAUAUUCGUCUCAAAGACUCAUCUGCUGGUAAUGAACCACCAACACACACCGGAUUAUGCGCAGGUGCAGCUUUUGACAACUGCAGCAAUAAAAAUAUUAGCGAGCUGGACGCGGCAGUUUCGCUUUCUCUUGUCAUCCGUUCACAGCGUAUUCAGUCUUCGUUUUCUCUCAUUUUUCACUCAAGCAGUUGAAUGUUCUCACGUUCGACAAUUUUUCACAAGCCAGUCUGCAGCCCUUGACGAACAGCGGAGCGAUGGUGCAAGAUACUUUAAACUGCAUGCAGUAGCAAAUGUAAAAAGAAGCAGGAUGAAUCCCCGUGGAGACUGUGAUCUGAUGGACUAUACUCAAGCAUUUUUGUCACCUUUGCAAUUCUGGUCACCUUUGCAGUUCAGCGGCUGAAUUGGAUUCGGAUGAUACAAGCUAAUUGGCAUCCCCCACAUCGUUUUUCCACAGACGAAAUGAGAACCACACGUUUCAUUAAAUAAAUAUGUGCGUAUAACUAGUAACGCAGAUAUUUCUGGUCUGAUUGUACUCCUUUUUCCGUAUGGACGUUGGUAAUUCUGACCACGCGUUUAAUUGAAAAGAUACAGCCUAUUUUUACAUUUCCACAUCAAUCUUCCUGUUGGUUUUUUCUAAAUGCACCGGGUCGUGUUUAAUUCCAAUUUUUGAAUGUUCGGAUUACACUUGAAAUAGAAUUUCCAAUACAGUUGAAUAGUUUAACUCGUCGUCACAAUGCCAGUCAGCGCAUUGCCCAGGGGCCGUUCGCUUAGCCCCGCAUCUCUGUCCCGAAGUCUGUCGAGGCUCAGGGAGUUUCGGACUCGGACAAGGAUCAUGCUUUCUCUCGGAGUUUCGCAGAUGGUCUUGGGAAGUCUGAUUUUGGCUGUCAGUUUCGCUGCAUUGGCUCUUACUACCUCGCCCAGAGUCCGGCAUUCUUGUCCCUUCUGGGCUGGAUUUUCCGUGCUGCUGUCCGGUCUGAUAGGCGUGGUGUCCUGGAAGAGACCUCUCUCACUGGUGAUCACGUUCUUCAUGCUGCUGUCGGCCGUGUGCGUGAUGCUCAACCUGGCCGGGUCCAUCCUGUCCUGUCAGAACGCCCAGCUGGUCAACUCCUUGGAAGCCUGUCAGCUGAUCAAGUUUGACAGUGAUGGAGUGUGCGUGUGCUGUGAGCUGCAGCACCAGAACUCCGGCUGCAACAGCCUGGGAGAAACACUCAAACUCAACCCCCUGAGGGACUGCAACACCAUCCGCCUGCGCCUCAAGGAGCUGCUGUUCAGUGUGUGCGCGCUGAAUGUGAUCUCCACCAUCGUGUGCGCGCUGGCCACUGCCAUGUGCUGCAUGCAGAUGGUGUCCACGGACGUCCUGCAGAUGAUGAUCUCUGCUUUCCAGUUUAUGCCACACAGAAGUCGGGUCAUGAACGCAGACUGCAUGACCCCUCACGGUACCAUCCUGCACCAGACCCUGGACUUCGACGAGUUCAUCCCGCCCAUUCCCCCACCUCCGUACUACCCCCCCGAGUACACCUGCACCCCCAUGAUGGAGGCGCAAAGAGGGCUGCACCUGGACUUCCCCCACUCCCCCUUCAGUGCUAUCUAUGGUGUACCCAUCAACAGCCCUGGGACCCUCUACCCUUCCGAGCUCCCUCCACCAUACGAGGCUGUCGUAGGACAGACCCCAGCCAGUCAGGUCACUACCAGCCUGGAGCAGCAGGCCACAGAGUCCAGCCUGUGUGAGAGGAACACCACUGCAGGCCUGAGUACACAGGCCUCCGUGGACAGCGCCUCCCUCAUGGUUUCGGAGGUUGCGGACCUCCCCGACCACAGCUGCUCCUCGGAGGACCUGUGCUCCCUGGAGGUGCAGGGCUCCCUGCACUCCACCUCCGACCUCUCGCCCUUCGGCACGCCGCGCACCGCCCCCACGGACGGCAGCUGCACCAGCCUGGAGCACAGCGCCCGCUUCUCGCUGCCGCACCGCGGCCCCGCCCAUCACCACGACGACGGCGGGCACAGCGACUCCUCCCACACCCAGGACCACUCGCCCGACUGGUCCUUGGAAAACAUCAACGUGCUGGGCGGGGAGGAGCCCAUCGGCGUCUCGCCCAUAGCCACGCCCACACUCGCCAGAACGAAAGCCAAUAGGACACCGGCAGUUUCUCCACCGCUUCCUUCUCCGGGUCCCGCCUCUGCCUCAAACUCUGCGGCCCCAGCGGGCGUGUCCGCGCCCCCCGGGGGCCCCGCCUGCCCCUCCCUGUCUCCGCGGCUACGUGGCCACAGGCUCUGCUUCAGCGUGUGGUCUCCUCCCGGCUCCUCCUCGUCCUCCUCCUCGGCGUCACAGGACCCCUCCACCUCCGCAGUGAGCUGCUCCGUGCCCCGUGCUCCACGCUCACACCGGCCCGCCAGGAGGUACCGCAAGCUGGCCGAGAUGGUGCGCUCCACCAGCGACCCCAUCUCCUGUACCUCCGUCUCUGGAAGUGACAGCUGUGGCUGCGCUUCUGCAAGUAACCAGCUGCCUGAGGACUCCCCACAGACAUCACCUGAGCCAGCAGCGUGCUCAGAGCACACAGCGGUGGUGGUGUCCUACCAGAGUCCGCCCAAGCCCAGUACCCCUGGCAGCGGGAAGCAGAAGGUGGCCGCCAAAGUGGACAUUCGGCUUAAGCCUCGGGGCUUGCAGGGGGCCUCCAAAGAGCGGCCCCACUCCCUGGCUGACUUCAAGACCUACAAGGACACCAAAAUGCUGGUGGCCAAAUUCCUGGAGCACUCUAGCUGUAGUCUACCUCUAGAGGUCCAGCAGGUGGUCAACAGCAUCAAGUUCGUCAUCAAGUCGGACGAGCGGCACAUGGAGGAGGCCAUCUUCAGUGCCAACAUCAUCGACCAGGUGAUGACACAGUCGCCCCGCAGACAGCGCAGUCCCAGGAAACGCGUCCACGAGGACCUGCACCUGCGCAGCUGUGGGGCGCUGAGCUCCCCUUCGUCUUUCCUGCGCCGUCACCCUGGCGCCCGGCCGCCCGGCCCACCGGAGCCCCCCAGCACCUCGACCUCCGACCACCAUCACAGUCUCAGCAGCGUGUGUCGAGAGACCAUCCUCUGACCACCCCGUACAGCCAGGGUGCAUGUGCCCCACCAAUAAAAUAAAAAAAACCCGCCUCGCUGUCUCAUGGUGUGCCAAGAUCAGGACCUGGAGUGUAUACACACAGGACCUCUCCUCAACUGUAGUCAAACACAGCAGAAUGUCAUCCCUCAGGGGACUGGUUUACUUCCAUCUUAUUUAAUACAAGCUAAUCAUAAAAGCAAAGGAAGGGUUGAGCCCAGAGCCAAAUUAAGGGGACAUCUUAAUGUGACAUUAAGAACAAGAAUAAGAAGAAUUAGCAGAAGAAGCUUUCUACUAAACUGUGAAUCUAAGAGACCUUGAAGGUACUGGCUCCCACCUCCUUUUCCCAGGUUUUGGGAUGACAACCAGCCCUCACUCUGUGCCGCGUGAGGACAGAGAUCAGUGGCUUAUUUCAUUUACCUCAGUGUGUUUCCAUUCUUAUCAGUGUUACAAUAAAAAAAAAACAUUUGAGUUUU
Molecule: messenger RNA, 3605 nt
Organism: Conger conger (European conger)
Lineage: Eukaryota; Metazoa; Chordata; Actinopteri; Anguilliformes; Congridae
Product: protein ENTREP2-like
Exons: 12
Coding region: 781-3129 (782 amino acids)
Cellular component (GO): membrane
Source: RefSeq, a predicted model, not a curated record